CCCAGCGCUGCGCACAAGCAACCAGAACGCUCCCAGAGGCAAGGAGAACACACCGCAGCCACACAUCGCAAUUUAGCUGUAGUGUGGCGAAUCCGAUCUGCAUUGUAGGAUGCCUCUUGGAGAGGAUGGAAAUGGAUGGAAAAAGAAGACAUCAGACAUCAAAGAACAUUAUGACUUCAAAGAAGUGCUGGGAACGGGAGCUUUCUCAGAGGUGGUACUAGCAGAGGAGAAGAGGACUCAGAGGCUGGUGGCCAUUAAGUGCAUCCCCAAGAAAGCAUUGGAAGGCAAAGAGAACAACAUCGAAAAUGAGAUUGCUGUUCUACACAGAAUCAAACACCCCAACAUCGUUACGCUGGAGGACAUCUUUGAAAGUACAUCCCACCUAUAUCUUGUCAUGCAGCUGGUAUCUGGAGGCGAGUUGUUUGACAGGAUCGUGGAGAAAGGUUUCUACACAGAGAGAGACGCCAGCAAACUCAUCCAUCAGAUAUUGGACGCAGUCAAAUAUCUCCACGAUAUGGGGAUCGUUCACAGAGACUUGAAGCCAGAGAAUUUGCUGUAUUACAGUAUGGACGAAGACUCCAAAAUCAUGAUCAGUGAUUUUGGACUGUCAAAGAUUGAGGGAGCAGGCAGUGUCAUGUCCACGGCCUGUGGUACUCCUGGAUAUGUGGCUCCCGAGGUGCUCGCUCAGAAGCCGUACAGCAAAGCAGUGGACUGCUGGUCCAUAGGAGUCAUUUCUUAUAUUCUGUUAUGUGGAUAUCCUCCGUUUUACGAUGAAAACGAUGCCAAGUUAUUUGAGCAGAUUCUGAAAGCGGAGUAUGAAUUUGACUCUCCGUACUGGGAUGACAUCUCAGAUUCAGCCAAAGACUUCAUCUGUCACCUGAUGGAGAAAGAGCCAUUGAAGAGAUAUACAUGUGAGCAGGCUCUCCAGCAUCCAUGGAUCUGCGGAGACACAGCUCUGGACAAGAAUAUCCACGAAUCUGUCAGCGCUCAAAUCAAGAAGAACUUUGCCAAAAGUAAAUGGAAGCAAGCAUUUAAUGCCACAGCAGUGGUGCGCCACAUGCGGAAGUUGCAGCUGGGUACUAGUCUCGAGGGACCUAGUCAGAUAACUCCCACCAGUCCCUGCCAUGGACAUCUGCUCCCAGAGGAAGAGGAGGAGGAGGAGGAAGACGAUUUGGGAAAUGGGGAGGAGGAGAGCUUGUCCCACUACGAGGACGGCCGUCGUGGGAGCACCGAGGGCAGCGCAGACCGGGACAGCCUGAGGAGCUGCACCUACUGCUGCAGGCCAGCCAGUCGCGUUUGAGCACAACCUCCCGUUGUCAUGGUGACUUUUGUAUCCCUGGAGCACCCAGAGCCCGCCCGCCCAGUCUGGCCAGGAAUGCAGAGUAGUUAUCAGGCAGUGUCCACCAGAGUACAUUCACAGCGAUCAGGUCACUGUCAUAGUGUGGAGAAACAUAUCAUCCCCCCCAAAAAAAACCACAUCCUGACUCAAGACAGACAAGUAAAAAAAUAAAAUAAUUCAGAACAGGAUGCAAGUCUGCGCCGAGUGGACAGUGAUUUAAAAAAAGGGCCAGUCUGCCUGAUUAGCAACCUAUCAUGUAUUUUCCUUUGUUCAGCGUUAGAAGUCAGGGGGCAUUUGACAGCAUGUACAUUACAAAAUGUGGCUCUUUAUGUAAGCUAACAGGACGGAUCCAAGCUUCUGGAGUCUCACUCAAAGAUGAUGCAGUGGCCUAAAGGCAGUCUUCUCCAUUAUUUUUGUUCUUACAUGAUCUGUCACAUCUACCUCUAAUCACAAUUACCGUUCGUCUGCAUCAAUCUGGCUCUCACACUCUGCAUUACUGGCAGCUUUCUCCAAGAAUCUGGCCAGACAGGGCACAAAGAAAAGGGGGGACGCUUUCUAGAGGGAAAUACUGAAAGCUACUCCUGCAUGUCUUUAAACUUCUUACCCAUCAAUGUGACUCGGUCUAGUCACUGACCAAGUAGCUGUUUAGUUGAAUAGAGUUAAUCUCAAGGCAUGACUUCACUGUCGAUGCCACCUGCUCAUUUGUUCUGUUUUGAGCACUGUCUUUUUUUCUCAUAUUAAAUGUUUCUGUCCUUUUAAAAGUUAUUUUGUUGAAAGGCUUUUUUGAAAUGUGAAGGGUGUUUCUGGGGGUUAUGGACUCUAUAUUUUGGCUCAGACUGGGUUUGUGAAGAGUGGUUCUGACCUGGAGUGUCUGCAUGCAUUUGUUUGGGAAAUGGGAAAUCAAAAUGUAUGAAUAUCAAAAGGAGACUUUUUUUUGUUUUGUUUUAUGGCUGUUCUGUUAUCAGAGGCUCAAACUGAGAUCCCCGUAAGUCUGUAAAUCACAGUAAUCUCCUCCGUGGGCUCACAUCAUGUCACGAGCAGUUAUUUUAGAGGUGCGAUUAAGUUGAGAAUCCACUGUGCGUGGGAAGAAAAAAAAUCAUAUUCAUGUCACGCUCAUCCUCGCUGUUCUGUUUCUAACAAGCGUCUAAAUAUCUGUCUGCUGUCAGCCUCUUAUGCUGAUUCGGCGGGAUCUCAGUCUGGGCACUCCGCCUGCUCUGUGCUGUGCACCUCUAGUGGAAGAAGUUUUGGUCUACUGUUUGCAUGACCUGGUUAAAUAUGUUUACAUGAAUGAUGAUCAAUUAGUAUAAAAACACAUGAUUAUUAUUACUCUGUUGUAUUGAAAAAUGAUGUAAUACUGUAACUUUGAGCUAUAUAAUGUGAAGUGAGUAACACCAGAAGUAAUGUUGUUGACAAAGUACAACACAGCACAGUGGACUUAUCAUUUGCAUUGACCGUGAUGGUCAAGUCUCUACCUGAGUGACAUUUCAACUGUACUUUGUUUAUUUACAACUCAAAUUUGUUUUAGCCUGUUUUUUUGCCGUUGCUUUUGUGAAAUCAAUUUAUUCCUCUGUGAUACCCAGACACAGGCAGAAAAAAUAUAAAUAUCCUACGCAGGUGCCAGCAACAGUGCAAAGCAGAGAAAAAAUAUAAAUCUCAUGUUGCUGGAAUCAUCACCUGUCUGCCAAGGGAGCAGCCUGUGCAAGCUCUACAUUUGUUGUCCUGGGUAGAUUAACUACAGUACUAAAGCCAUACAGUGAAGUGGAGAUGUUUUACUGUAGAUUCUGAUAUGUUGUCAUAUUACAAAUAUACAACUCGGAUGAAGGAUGGCGAUGUUUCGGCACGAUUUCUAAUGUCCAAAAAUAGUUCUCACUGAAAAUACUUUUAUCCUGACAUAAGUCAUUCCAUGACAUUGUUAUUUUAAGGUAUGUCAUGACACAAUACCAUAUUAUUAGUUAGCUGUAGAGAUCAUGAACCAAUCCAUGAAAACUUUUGUUGCCCACAUAAAACCGGUUCCCUCGAUCUGCCAUUGAUAUUUACAGGUCCGUAGAACAAUAAAUGAAGGCAAUCACUCUGGAUUUACAUGACUGUAAUUGUGGAAAAUAUGCAAACUGUGUGUGAAGGGCUCCAUGUUAACUGUAAGAUAGCCAAUGUUGAUGACUUUGAUAACCUGGCUAUUAUUCGUUUGGUAAUGACCUUAUAUUGAACCUUACCUGGGAUUUGUUUCCACUUGGUUGUGUUUUUUUUAAAAAGCUUAUUUUACCCAUUACAACCACAUCUAAAUGCAUAAAGAAACACAUGUAUAUUAUAUAUAUAAAUAUAAGUAUAUAUUGUAUAUCCUUUUUUGUAAAAGCUGUUUUGAGCAAAUGUAUGGAUGCAAUGCAUCAUGGGUUAUUGAACAAGAUGUAAGAAAAUACAAUGAUUUG
Molecule: messenger RNA, 3762 nt
Organism: Anoplopoma fimbria (sablefish)
Lineage: Eukaryota; Metazoa; Chordata; Actinopteri; Perciformes; Anoplopomatidae
Gene: camk1a
Product: calcium/calmodulin-dependent protein kinase Ia
Exons: 12
Coding region: 110-1300 (396 amino acids)
Biological process (GO): peptidyl-serine phosphorylation
Cellular component (GO): intracellular anatomical structure
Molecular function (GO): calmodulin binding; calcium/calmodulin-dependent protein kinase activity; ATP binding
Source: RefSeq, a predicted model, not a curated record